AUGUUGAAUAAUUCAGACAAUCUGCUACACACCUCGUCAACGUUGGCAACCGACGAUGUGGCAAUGGAAACUGCAGAUCCGAAUAAUCCGCCCAGACGAAGCAAGUUAGAUCGUCGAAAGGCUGCGACAAUGCGUGAGAGACGACGACUACGUAAAGUGAACGAGGCGUUUGAGAUUGUCAAACAACGGACGUGCCCAAAUCCGAACCAGCGACUACCAAAGGUGGAGAUCCUACGUUCCGCUAUCGAUUACAUCACCAAACUGGAGACAAUGUUACAUGCCGAAGGAAAAAUGACAAAAAUUAUGGCGCAAAAUCAGAUGAUGCAUGGUCACACCGGAGGCGAAUACUUGGUGAGAAAAACGCUUUUCAAAAGUAGAAGCCAGUUGGUCUUUCAUUCGGAGCUGUAG
Messenger RNA from Cooperia oncophora, 408 nucleotides. Lineage: Eukaryota; Metazoa; Nematoda; Chromadorea; Rhabditida; Trichostrongylidae. The record is from the annotation of a GenBank genome assembly.